AUGGGCCGCAAACCAGCAGUUGUUGAAGACCUACUCUCCAAUAACCCUGGGGUUGUGAUGGUGCAAUCCUCGCCCUCUCCAUUCCAACCAAGUCCAAAGCCAAAAAGGAUGAAGAAGGCCAAAGCAAAGGCCACAGUGACUCAGAUCGAUUCUAAGGACAUUAUGCCAAUUUCCAAACUUGUCGAGGCUGAAAAGAGUGCCCCUUCUACCGAUAAACAUCCAGCCGAGGCUAUUCAGUAUGCUCACUCAUAUGCUGUCAAAACCGAGAUAAUGAGGAAGGAGUUAGCAAGAAAGACCAAGGAAGCAGCCAAACUCCUAUCCUCACUCAAUAAAGUCGAGGCCAACAAUCAAGCUCUAAUGGACCAGGCUAAGGAUGCCAAAGCUGCUCAAAGUUUGGCCGAGAAAAAAGCCAAAACGGCCAAUGACGAAGCCAAGGCUGCAAGAGCCGACCUUGAAAUAGCCAAGGCCAAGGUAACUGCCAUAGAGGCCAAGCUUCAAGAGGCCCUUGCCUCUAAGGAGGCCGAGGUAAAGGUGGCUGAUGAAAAAGCAUUUGAAGAGGGGCAGGCCGCCGUUCGUGAUCAAUACAAACAGCAAGUCAACUUGGCUUGCAAUCGAGGUUAUUACCUCAGUUGGACAGCGAUUCUCAACAAGUUAGUUGUGCCGAUGGACUCCGACCUCCAAGACAUCAAUCAGCUUCAAGUGCCUUUCCCUCUAGAGCCUAAGGACUCUGGUGAUGAUGCCAACGAAGAUGGUGCCGAGGAUGGUGAAGUUGAUGAAGUGGAGGAAGAGGCUGCCACUAAUCCUAAGUCUCCCCCCCUCAAUGAGCAAAUAGACUUAACUCAAGAUGAGAAGGAUGACAUGGUCUCCAAGGGCGUCUUUCCCAAUCCAACAACCUCUGAGACCGAGGUUCAGUGUGCUAAAAGGAGUCUGGAUCAGACUUUGCAAGAAAUAGACGCCGAGAUAGCGCCCGAAAAGAAUACAACACCGACAUCCGAGGUUGACAAAUCACAGAUCAGUCCUAGUACUUAG
Camellia sinensis is the source of this 1029-nucleotide messenger RNA. The record is from RefSeq and is a predicted model, not a curated record. NCBI's taxonomy places the organism in Eukaryota, Viridiplantae, Streptophyta, Magnoliopsida, Ericales, Theaceae.